ACAGACAACAGAUCAGUAGCAAUUAAGCACUUCGAGAAAGCGUUCCGGAUUCUAAAUACUCCGUGAAACUUGAUCUUCAAAAUGUUCUUAGUGACGUUCAUUUUGUUAGCAUGUUUAGUAAUAAGCCUCGUCGCGGCUUUUGUGUUAAUAUAUCUGCGUUGGCACUUCAAUUACUGGCGUAAACGCGGGGUUUGUGGUCCGCAACCGCAAUUGCUCGUCGGCACAUUCCCGAAGUCCAGCGUCGGGCGCUGCAAUCCGCUUGAGGAGCUACAUGAGAUUUAUCUUCGUUACAGGGUCUCACAGAGAUUUGUUGGCAUCUUUACCGCGCGCACACCCAAACUCUUUAUAUGCGAUCCGCAAUUGGCUUCGCAAAUUUUGACGCAGAAUUUUAAAAGUUUCCACGAUAACGAAUCUUCUCAAUGGACCAAUGCAAGCGUGGAACAACUGCGCCUCUGCAGUCCAUUCGUUUCCACAGGAGAGGACUGGAAAGCGCGACGUUCGGAAUUGGUUCCCGCAUUGACUAUUAAUAAGAUUCGCUCCUUUUACUCAGCAAUGCGUGACAGUGCACAGAAAGCCAGUGAGUUCCUCACAGCUGUGGGUGAGCAACCACAAGAUGCCAAAGAACUAGCCAACCGCUUCACCGCGCAGUUCAUGUCCAACUUCAUAUGGGGUAUCGAAGGCAACGCCUUCAAUGUGCCGUACAAAGCACAAAGUGCCACAUCGCUCUCACCCGUGCAUCGCAUGGCAAGAGAUAUUAUUUUGCAAUCGCUGCAGUGUGUACGUUAUUAUGGGCGCACCACUGCUUGGCCUUGGCUGCGCAAAAUCCGUCCGGUGCGUUUCUUUCCCGUCGCCGCGGAUCGUUUCUUUCAACAACUACUCACGGACGCCUUGAAUGCGCGCGCCCAGCAGAAGACAGCCGGGGGUGGCGGUGGGCGCGGCGAUGUGAUCGAUCACCUGCAGCAGCUCAUGGAUAAAAAAUCUUUAAAUGCCGUACAAAUUGCUGGACACACAACAACAGUUUUGAUUGAUGGCUAUGAAACGGGAGCGAUGCUGAUUGCGCACUGCCUGCUGUUGCUUGCGCGCAAUCCACGCGCUCAACGAAAGCUCAGAGAGGAACUGCUCGCUGCCGACGUCACUGACAGUUUUGACGCGCUAAAUGAACUGCCUUAUCUGGAACAGUGUCUACAAGAAACACUACGCCUGUUCCCACCUCUGCCGACGCUUUUUAAACUCUGCACUGAGCCAAUCAGUUUAAAAAAUUUCGACGAAUCAACGCUGACUUUGCAACCCGGUGACGCUGUCUAUAUUUCAACGUACUCUUUUCAUCGCGACGCUGAGUUUUUCGAAAACCCCAACGACUUUUGGCCUGAACGCUUUGCAGAGGAAUUGGGUGGUGUGCGUAAAUAUCGGGAAAUGGGUGUUUUUAUGCCGUUCGGAGACGGACCGCGUAUGUGCCCAGGCAUGAAGUUGGGCUUAUCUGAGGCCAAGGUUGCUGUUUCUGAGCUAAUACGUAACUUCCACGUGAGCGCCAGUGAAAAUACACGUACCGAUAACAAAAUCGGGAAGGACUCAUUUCUCCUAACCCUCGACGGAAAUAUCGAACUGGUGUUCCAACGUAGCGAAUGAUCAUUUGUAGUCAGUUCUUUGAAAGAGAAGUCCAAAUUCUCACUUAUAUCGAAUUAAAGUAGCAUUAAAAAUGAAUAAUAAAAAUCUCUUUUAUACGUCCAAA
Molecule: messenger RNA, 1729 nt
Organism: Zeugodacus cucurbitae (melon fly)
Lineage: Eukaryota; Metazoa; Arthropoda; Insecta; Diptera; Tephritidae
Product: probable cytochrome P450 28d1
Exons: 8
Coding region: 82-1626 (514 amino acids)
Molecular function (GO): monooxygenase activity; iron ion binding; heme binding
Source: RefSeq, a predicted model, not a curated record